GAUCCACCCCCUAGCUUCAGCCACUCGAUUGACGCCACUACACUCCCUCCCACUUCUCUGCCUCCUCAGUUUUAGGUAACUGGUUAGAUACGCAGAGGACCACCUCACCUCACAGAUCGGAAAGAUAUGAAUCGAUUGAUCCACAGCCAUGAGCUGAUGACGCUGCGCUAGCUCUAGCCAGCUGCACGGACGGACGGAAGCAAUCAAGCAAAUCUGGAAUGGAGGCCGCAGCAGUAGUAGGAAGAGGAGGAGGAAGCAGCAGCACGCUGCGGAUACUGGUAGCAACCGACUGCCACCUCGGCUAUCUCGAGAAGGACGAGCUACGCAGGCCCGACUCCUUCGACACCUUCGAGGAGAUCUUCUCACUGGCAGAGCAACAUAAGGUGGAUUUUGUGCUUCUCGGUGGUAAUCUGUUCCACGAGAACAAUCCGUCGCGCUCGACGCUGGUGAAGACGAUUGAGAUCCUGAGGCGCUGCUGCCUGGGUGACCGGCCGGUGCAGUUUCAGGUGGUCAGUGAUCAGGCAACGAGCCUGCAGAACUUGUUCGGUCGGGUGAAUCACGAAGACCCAAACAUCAACAUCAGCUUGCCCGUGUUCACCAUACAUGGCGACCAUGAUGAUCCUACAGGAGUGGAUAACAUGUCUGCAAUAGAUGUUCUUGCCUCGGCUGGUUUUGUGAAUUAUUUUGGAAAGGUGGAUCUUGGCAGUUCUGAUGUUGAUGAAAUAUCACUUCAUCCUAUACUUAUCAAAAAGGCCGCAACAUCUGUCGCACUAUACGGCCUAGGGAAUGUCAGGGAUACAAGAUUGAGAGAGAUGUUUCAAACACCAGGUGCAAUAAAGUGGAUUAACCAUGAAAGUCCAGAAGAUAUGCCAUUAUCUAACUGGUUCAACAUUAUGAUUCUUCAUCAGAACAGGAGAACGGCGAGUCCUGACAAUGGCAUCACCGAAUAUCUUUUGCCACAUUCUUUAGACUUGGUAAUUUGGGGCCACGAGCAUGAAAGCAUUGCAGAUCCACAGGAGGUUCCAGGUAUAGGUUUUCACAUCACACAACCAGGAUCUACAAUUACCACAUCACUCACUAGUGCCGAAGCAACCCAAAAGCAUGUGCUUUUGUUGGAAAUAAAGGGAAUGAAAUACAGGCCAACUAAAAUACCUUUGAAGACUGUUAGACCAUUCGAAUAUGCUGAGGUUGUGUUAGAAGAACAAGAGGAUGUUGACCCGAACGACGAACGGACGGUUCACGCACAUUUGGAUAAAGUUGUGGAAAAUCUUAUUGAGAAGAACAAUAGAAAAACAGGCAGUGGAUCAGAGCCCAAACUUCCACUUGUUAGGAUAAAGGUGGACUACUCUGGGUUUUCGACUAUAAACCCGCAUCGGUUUGGUCAAAAGUAUGUUGGGAAGGUCGCAAAUCCCCAAGACGUUAUUGUUUUCUCAAGAUCAGCGAAAAGACGUCAAAAUACGCAAGUAAACACUGAUGGUUCUGAACAGAUUUAUCCAACUGACCUUGAUCAGUGCACAGUCGAAGAUUUGGUUGCAGAGAGUAACGUGAAAACGCAGAUUCUUCAAGUGAAUGAUCUGCAGACUGCCCUGCAUGUUUUUGUCAAAAAGGAUGAUAAUAUGGCGUUUCACUCCUGCUUGCAGAAAAAUACUGAAGAUGCGAAAAAGAAGUUGACCGAUGGUUCUUCAGAAUUUAAAAGCGGGGACAAAGAAAAGUUAGCACUUGAAUUGGAUCGGUGCAUGCAGGCAUCAGCGAAGCAAGAAACUGGAAGCACACCGAGCUCGCAGAACCUUCCAGCCAGCAUGGCGCUCAGCGCGUUCGAGGAACUGAAGUGCUCCUCGGAUCACGUCGACCAAGACACCCACAACGACUCUGAUGAGCUCAUCGAGAUAUCGUCGGAGGAUGAAGAGCGCCAUCAGCUACCGAGGCCAGUGAAGCGCACGGCACUUGCUAUGGUUGAUGGCCCCGCAUCAUCUUCUUCCUCCAGCUGCAGUAGGAGGAAGACAGACCUGACUUCCUACCGCCGGAUCCCACCGCCUAAGGAAGAAGAAGACGGCAGGGCCAAGAAACGCCGGUCUCCUCAUGUUGCCGGGAGGUACGGGGCUGUAAGGAGGAACCGAUGAGAUGGAUGCAAGAAGGCUCAAGGCAGCAACAAUUUUCAGAAACUGUAUUGUUUGGUUAAAUCAUUUUUUUUUUGAGAAACACAGUACAAACGUAGG
This is a messenger RNA of Lolium perenne, 2216 nucleotides long. Its product is annotated as double-strand break repair protein MRE11. The record is from RefSeq and is a predicted model, not a curated record. NCBI's taxonomy places the organism in Eukaryota, Viridiplantae, Streptophyta, Magnoliopsida, Poales, Poaceae. Gene Ontology annotation, biological process: mitochondrial double-strand break repair via homologous recombination; mitotic G2 DNA damage checkpoint signaling; telomere maintenance. Gene Ontology annotation, molecular function: 3'-5'-DNA exonuclease activity; manganese ion binding; single-stranded DNA endonuclease activity. Gene Ontology annotation, cellular component: nucleus; Mre11 complex; site of double-strand break.